UUAGGUUUCCUUUUUUCUUCAUAACACCCUCACAUUCACCAUGAUGCAAUGCUUCAGCAUGGCGGAAAGAUGAUAUGAUGGAAAGUUUUUCUAAGUUAAUUCCAUGAAACGAAGGAGGGUCUAGAUAAAAUAGAAUGGCGGAUGAACAGAAUAACCCAGGAGCCGAGGCUACAGAAGCUGAACAGAAGCAGCUCAGCAGGAAGGAACGAAAGAAGGAGAAAAGAGCCAAGAAACUGAAGGGGAAGGAAGGAGAGGGCGGAGGUGAGAGGUCAUCCGAGGCCACGCCCCAGGGUCAUGGAGGUCAAGGUGCAACAAGUGCAGGAGGUCAAGAUGUAACAAAACCACAGAAGAGUAAAGCUGAGCUAAAGGCAGAGAGAAGAGCUAAACAGGAGGCAGACAGAGCAGCUAAGCAAGCCAAAAAGUCAGGAGAAGGUGGAGGGAAGGACCCUGGGACGGUCCAGAAGCCCCGGACUGGCAGCGACAGUAACGUCCCGUCCUCCCCGUCCAUGCAAGUCACCAAGAAGGAGGCGCCGAGAGUGCGGGCGAACGUGCUGGUGGACGAUCCUAAUGUGCAGAAGAAGGUGGCCAAACGACUGGAGACACAGAGGGUUCCACAGAGACCAGUGACCCAGAAAAAAGUCGGCCUGUUUUCACAUCUACAUCAGUAUGAAAGAGAGACUUCCCUUACCAAGAACAUUAGUUUUUCCCCAGGAGGCAUCCACAGUGCGAUCCUGAAGCUGGGACUCCAGUACGCUAACGGCAUCAUCUGUGGGUCUAACUCCAGAUGUCUGGCUCUGCUCGUAGCUUUCAAAAAGGUGAUAGCAGACUACACCACACCUACAGAUAAGGACCUCUCCAGAGACUUAGAUGCUAAGAUAAAGCCUUACAUCAGCUUCCUCACUCAGUGCCGCCCCCUGUCUGUUAGCAUGGGAAAUGCAAUCAAGUACAUCAAAUGGCAGAUAAACCACUCACCUAACGACAUCCCAGAAGCUGAGGCAAAGAAGCAGCUACAAGAGAGCAUUGACCUGUUUAUAAAAGAGAAGAUCCUACUGGCAGGGGAAGCCAUCUCCAAAACCUACACCCUGUCUAAAAUACAUGAUGGGGAUGUCAUUCUGGUCUAUGGCUUUUCUUCCCUGAUCAAGAAGGUCCUAUGUGAUGCCCAUGACAGUGGUAAGAAGUUCAGUGUAGUUGUUGUGGACGGUCGGCCUAAGUUUGAGGGGAAGGAGAUGUUGAGAAGACUGGUGAGACACGGCAUCAAGUGCACCUACGUACUCAUCAAUGCAGUAUCAUACAUUAUGCAGGAGGUAUCCAAAGUGCUCCUGGGAGCUCACGCCUUACUUGCCAACGGGUUUGUGAUGGGGCGGGUGGGGACGUCGUUGGUUGCCAUGACAGCGAAGGCCUGUAACGUUCCCGUGCUCGUCUGCUGCGAAACGUACAAGUUCUGCGAGCGCGUGCAGACUGAUUCAUUCGUGUUCAACGAGCUAGGUGACCCGGAUGACCUGGUACCCCUGAGAAAACAGCGACACCUGGACACCUGGCGGCAACAAGACUCACUGCACCUGCUAAACCUGGUGUACGACAUCACGCCUUCUAACUUUAUCGCCAUGGUGAUAACAGAAGUCGGCAUGAUCCCAUGCACAUCUGUUCCCGUCAUUCUCCGCGUGAAAAGCACUGAAGUGUCCGAAGAAUGA
Messenger RNA from Branchiostoma belcheri (Belcher's lancelet), 1691 nucleotides. Its product is annotated as translation initiation factor eIF-2B subunit delta-like. The record is from RefSeq and is a predicted model, not a curated record. NCBI's taxonomy places the organism in Eukaryota, Metazoa, Chordata, Leptocardii, Amphioxiformes, Branchiostomatidae. The transcript has 12 exons. The coding region runs from base 135 to 1691 and encodes 518 amino acids.